UCCGUUCCGCGACUGUCUCGGCUCGACAGACGGCGGCGAAGACAUGGCUGGCGUGCGACGAUGCGAUGGACGACGACGACUUCUUCAGCGACGAUGACCUCGCCGCCAUCCCCGCCGACACCCUCCGCAAGCUCGAGGAAGAGGCCGUCCUCAAAAGCACCCAGGCCACUCGAGCUACAUCCGUGAACACCGCUCCGCCACCUCUGCGAAAGCAAGCACACACCGCUACGAGCCUCAAUCGCCCCGGCAGUGUGAACAGGAACUUGCCAUGGCGACCUCCACAGCCCUCGCGGCCCAGUCAGCCGAAAGUCCCCAGCGCCCCGCCAGCCAGCGCUCCACGGCCACCCUCAUCGGAUUAUGGCUACGACGAUGAGGAUGUCAUCGAUCUGGAUGAACCGUCCAUGGUCAUCCAGCCAGCAUCAAGGCCUGCUCCUGUUCAACCUCAAUACCAGCAGCAGCAAAAGUUCAAUCAGGGCAGCAGACAACUCGACCCGGAAACAGCAGCAGCCUUUGCCGCUGCAGACCAAGAGUUGAAUGCCAGCCAGACUUUUGGCAGAUGGCAGCAAGCACAGCCUGUCCAAAAUGCACGCGCAGGUCCUGUCAUGGACUUGUCAACCAUGCAAGCUAGAAUCGCAGAGCUCGAGGCUGAACAAGCUAGGCUGAGGCAAGCCGAACACCAGGCGAGGGAAGAGGCACGAUUGAAAGCGGGCGAGAUCGCAAUAGUUCGAAGCAACCAGGAGAAGGCCGCCAAGCAGUACGAGACCCGCCUGGCUGUAAUGCAACGACUACAUGCGGAAGAGACAGCGAAAGCCAAAGCUGAAAUCGAGGCGCAACGGAAGGAGCGGGAGAAGAUGCAGACGGACAACCGAUUCUUGCAGCAUGAUCUUGCCCGUGAAUCCGAGCGUGCAAAGCGAGGCAAUGUCCCUGUCCGAUCCAAAGCCACCCAGCAAGGCACGCCUCGAAAGGGCAGAAAAGCCGCUCGGGGUGAUGGUUUCGAUGAUGACGAGGUACGACUGGCCAGUCCGAGCCGAAGCUUUGAUCGAAAUCGAUCCCGAGGAGAGCAUACACCCAAGGCUGGUGCGAAGCGUAAGAGACCAACACAUGACAGUCCUGUGGCGCUCUCUUUCACUCAACCACCACAAGCGCUGCGCACCGAAAGCACGGAGCAGACGGCGGCAUCUUUUGGAUUCAAUGGUGCAGGACACGUCGUGAUCAAGGAAGAUACGCGAUACGAGUUCAUGCAGCUCAUCCUGAAUCACUGCCCUCACGAAGGGCACGACGCAACGGUCGAGUCUCUAGCUAAGUAUAGCUUUCCUUCGAACCCCAGCAAGACACUUUCAUCAAUUUUCAUCCACGACAUCUCCUAUGCUUCAACAUCCGAAGAUUGCACUCUGCCACUGAUUGCUUGUCGAGCUCUGCUCAAGUUGUGGGCAAGGUGCCUCGAAGACAAGUUCUUCGCUCCUUUCUACCUUCUUUUGGACCUGCUGCGCUUCAUAUUACGAACAGAGCGAGCGAGCGUGAGAGCUCAACUGCUGGAGGAAGCCAUACCACUCUGCAGUCGAACAAUAGACUUCAUUGCUGUGCCACUUUCACGCGCAGCCAAGAAUCCGACGUUCGCUGCAAGCAUGGACAUGAAAGCGUUUGAUGAGUUAGCCGAAGAGCUCGAUGUGGAGCGUGUGAUGGAAUUCCUUCACUCACUUUGCUUUGCAGCAACCUUGGUCGAUGGCAAGAGCGAGACAUUCUGGAAUACCAUUGACUUCGCAUUCACGCUGCAGAUGCUCGGGAAGGCGCAGCCUAUCAGCCAGAUUGUAUCAGUUCUGCAAAUGCUUUCAACAUCCACAAGAGAGUUGACUUUCGGUGCCAUCUCAUCAGACACAAGCAAGCAGCGGGACUUUGAGCGAGCCACCGUCGAAAGACUCACGAACCUACUCUUCGAGACCCCGGAGGCGCCCUCGGACGAAGCUCCUUACAGUGUCGAGGAGAUCAUGGAAUUGCGAUUGGAGGUUAUCAAAGUGUUCCGUGCCCUGUGCUAUACCGACCAUGGGGGGCUGCUCUUGGUACAACAGCGUAGCGCAGUCGGCAGAUUUGUGCGGUUCUUGGAUGCACAAAUGGCUCGCCUAUACAAAGCACGACCUACCAUUGGUAUGCCGCCAAACCAGGACAAUCUUGCAGAGGCUCACGACUUGAUCAUCGCGUCGAUCAACAUGGUGGUACGUAUUCUUCAUCAUCUGAUCCGUGCCUAUGAAGGUACACUGGAGAUUGUCCCAAAGCUGCAUGCAGUGCAUGGCGGGUAUCACAAAUUUCUGGUCAGUCUCACGAGAGUUGCAUUCAGCGAACAGCUUUGUUUCGAGGCAGGCAUAGAAGAUGAAGUGGCUGAAGCUGCGCACAAUAUUCUGGACAAUGUUCUGGGACCGGAAGAUGGUGAUGCUAUUAUGAGGGCCAUCGAAACCCCUCGCGGGACGAGAGGCUCGUCGACGGAAAAGGCUACUACGAGCGGAGGGAGAGGCGACAGCCAACGAGACGACGAUACGACAAUGAGUGAAGUGGGAUGA
This is a messenger RNA of Cercospora beticola, 2552 nucleotides long. Its product is annotated as Rad26 family protein. The record is from RefSeq and is a predicted model, not a curated record. Lineage: Eukaryota; Fungi; Ascomycota; Dothideomycetes; Mycosphaerellales; Mycosphaerellaceae.